Messenger RNA from Panthera uncia (snow leopard), 415 nucleotides. RefSeq names its product cornifelin (gene CNFN). Bases 80 to 415 code for a protein of 111 amino acids. The transcript has 3 exons. The record is from RefSeq and is a predicted model, not a curated record. Lineage: Eukaryota; Metazoa; Chordata; Mammalia; Carnivora; Felidae. Gene Ontology annotation, cellular component: cornified envelope.
AAGGGGCUCCGGGGGCAGGAAUGUGGGGAGAGGCUGGCAGCCUCCCGCUCACUCCGGCCCACUACCUUCCUUCGCAGCCAUGUCCUACCCAGUGACCAGCCAGCCCCAGUGUGCCAGCAGCUGCUACCAGACCCAGCUCAGUGACUGGCACACCGGACUCACAGACUGCUGCAACGACAUGCCUGUCUGUCUGUGCGGCACUUUCGCCCCUCUGUGCCUCGCCUGCCGCAUCUCGGACGACUUCGGGGAGUGCUGCUGCGCGCCCUACCUGCCCGGAGGCCUGCACUCCCUGCGCACCGGCAUGCGGGAGCGCUACCACAUCCAGGGCUCUGUCGGGCACGACUGGGCGGCCCUCACCUUUUGUUUGCCCUGCGCCCUCUGUCAGAUGGCGCGGGAAUUGAAGAUCCGGGAGUAA